AGAGAAAAGUUAACAGACUGGCAAACUAUCCUACCGUCAUUAUUUGCCUUUGAGAUUUUACCCUUGAACUUUCCGAGUCAAAAUGAGAUUGAGUGGAUGAAUCUGUUCAAGCGCUGCACAGUGGCAGAAUCGACUACUGUGCGCUGUGCCGCACAGCGUCUAUUUUUGCCGUCUUUGUUGACCGAUGUGGACUCAUUGCUAUAUGUUGACACAGAUAUAUUAUUUUUGUCACCAAUAUCUGACAUAUGGAACUUUUUUAAAAAAUUACAAUUUAAUGACAGUCAAAUUGCCGCGCUGACGCCUGAACUCCUGAAUGAAAACAUAGGUUGGUACAACCGAUUUGCUCGUCAUCCAUUCUAUGGCCGUCUUGGUGUGAACUCCGGCGUCAUGUUAAUGAAUCUGACACGAAUUCGGGAAUUUCAUUGGGAAAAACAUAUAUCUAUACACGAAGAGUACAAGCUUUUUAUUAUAUGGGCCGAUCAAGACAUUAUAAAUAUACUUUUUUAUUAUUAUCCUGACAAACUAUUCUUUGAGUUGCUGGGCAUCAAAGAAUUUUAUUCGUAA
Molecule: messenger RNA, 564 nt
Organism: Drosophila obscura
Lineage: Eukaryota; Metazoa; Arthropoda; Insecta; Diptera; Drosophilidae
Product: glucoside xylosyltransferase 2-like
Biological process (GO): protein O-linked glycosylation via N-acetylgalactosamine
Molecular function (GO): UDP-xylosyltransferase activity
Source: RefSeq, a predicted model, not a curated record